GACACACCUUUAAAGUCGGCUGCAAUAGAGCUCGCCAGUUUGUAAUCCGAAAAUCCGAAAAUUAGUUACAUAUGGUUCGUUCAGCCAUUCAAAUGACAAAAAUGUAUGGGGAAAGAAUUCAUAAAAGGUCAUGUUAACUGACUGAUAUUAAGCCUGUGUUAACCGCAGACAUUAUUUUCGGCAUUUAUCCCAAAACCCAAUUCUUUCCUAUUCAUUUUCGCCAUAUGAAUGGCUGAACGAACCAGAGGUAACUCAUUUCUGGGUUUUAGGAACACAAGAUGGCGUUCUCUAUGUCGAACAAGCCGACUGACUAAUCAAGGGUCAAACACGCCGAAGCAAAGCACUGCUGAAAAACUACUUUACCCAGAAGCACUUUGUCAAUUUAUGGCGGAAUCUACAGAGCGUGGCUAGCUACUAUCCAAAUAAACAACAACAAAAUCUAACGUUAGUGGGUAGAAGAUGCUGCGCAGAAAGCCCACCCGUCUGGAGCUGAAGUUGGAUGACACCGAGGAGUUUGAGAGUGUCAAGAAAGAGCUUGAGAGUCGGAAGAAACAGCGAGAUGAAGUGGAUGUUGUUGGCGUGGCGAUGUCGAGUGACAUGGUGGGGGCCGGUAGUGGAACAGGGGAUGGGAAGACACGGGAACAGAUGAUCAAUGAGAGAAUAGGCUACAAGCCCCAUCCUAAACCCAACACCUUGCCAUCGCUCUUUGGAAACCUGCAAUUUUAGGUUCCUAACGGACACAGAGACCGCUAAAAUGGUUGGCCCCUCCAGCAUUGGUGUGUGUGGUUGGCACCGUGACUGUGCUCUUGAAAUGGUCAGGGGUAUUUGUUUACCUGAGAAGUGUAUCCCUACAAAAAAAAGUGUACUUUGAGGAUCAUAUUGCAUUCAUAAGUCUAAAGUAAUGUUGCUGCAUUUACCUGAAAAGUUAGGACUUGCGAUGCAAAGGGUGGCCUUUUGUACAAUGUAAUGUUUGAUGAGAGGGGUCAUGUACAGUGGUUUCCCUCCUUUAUUACAAACAUCCAUACUUGGUAGCAUCUGUGGAAAGAUGGAUUAACUGAAUGGACUUGAACUAAAUCAGUCAUUACUUACAAUGGUUUGCUUGUCCUUUUAUUUGCCUUCGAUGCUGCAUUAUGUCAAGGACAGGAGGCUGCAACAGAAUCUAACAAAUACACUUCUUGAAUGAUACAAUUUAUUACUUGUUUUCUCUAAAAAGAUUACAACACUAUAAAUAUGUAGAACUAUACAGACAUGUUCACACCGAUGCUGGGCUGGAGUGGUGGUCAGAUUCCCACUUGUUUUUGGCCAAUUUACUUCAACACUCCAUUUGUACAGUAGACUAAUAUAUCCUCUUUAUACAUUGAUCCCACAUGGUAAAGCAGAAACAGUUAUGUUCAAGUAUAUACUAAUGUCCCUGGCUUUAUUGUAAUGUAAUGAGAACACGUGGCUGUUAAAUCCAGUUAUAGCAACUAGGAAUUUGAUCCCCAAGCCAGGCACAACACAAUGUCACUCAGGCAACUGAUAAACAUUUACUACAGUCAUUUAUCUAAAAAAAAGUAAACCAUUAACAAACUAAAAAGACAUACCUAAAAGGGAAAUAUUUUCUCUUUUAGGUUCUACUUCAUAGAAAUCACCCUUCUGUCUGUAGUGUGUGGCCUAAGCACCGAUGGGUCACAGAGUAGUGCAGAAAUCAUGUGUUACUAGGCCAGUCUGAGAAAGCACUGGAUCCAGCCUCUUACUUUCCCAGAGUUAUCUGCUUGUCCUUGGGACCUGAGCACUUGCUCCAAUAAGGACACUAGUAUCCAUGUUGUGUUGACAUGUGCGACUUUAAGCCUAUUGAAUAAACACACCAAAAGUUACUCCCAAAUUAUAGUGGGGAAUCCCACUUCAUGAAGUGAUAAAGUUAACCCUUUUUAGGUUGAGGUUUUUAGGGACCUCCUUAUGUACUCAGAUUAGACCCAGUAAUCUGUUCAACAUUAAUUCGUUUCUUGAAACAAGCAAAUUAAAGAUUUGGCCAGCAACAAUUUAUGAUAGUGAAGAUUUAGAAAGGCAGACACUUUAAUUUAGAUGUAAAAUAAUCUUCGUUGGAGGUGAUACUAGCAGUAGGUGAUACUAGCAGUAGGUGAUACUAGCAGUAGGUGAUACUAGCAGUAGGUUUGUUUGACUUGUACAUAUAUUUCUAUUUACAUUGGCUUCUUAAUGUGCAAGAGCCAAUUGUUAUUGUACAUUUAUGGGUUAGAUCAAGCCUACUCUUAAGUGAAGAGUUAUUUGUAAAUACUGAGUUUUUUAAAUUAAUAAUCCAAAAUUGAACAUUGCAUAG
This is a messenger RNA of Oncorhynchus kisutch (coho salmon), 2317 nucleotides long. RefSeq names its product cell division cycle 26 homolog (gene cdc26). The record is from RefSeq and is a predicted model, not a curated record. Gene Ontology annotation, cellular component: anaphase-promoting complex. The coding region runs from base 460 to 726 and encodes 88 amino acids. The transcript is spliced from 3 exons. Gene Ontology annotation, biological process: protein K11-linked ubiquitination; regulation of mitotic cell cycle; anaphase-promoting complex-dependent catabolic process. Lineage: Eukaryota; Metazoa; Chordata; Actinopteri; Salmoniformes; Salmonidae.